AUGACGACCACUAAUAAUCAACCAGAACGAUUUGAUACUCUACAAAGACUUGAAUUGGAAUCAACUAUUGGUUUUGAAGGAAAAGUUCCUCAUGGUCUUAAACUUCACCCAGAUCGUACACAUAUGGUAUAUCCCAUAGGAUGUAAUUUAGUUAUUGAAAAUUUACAAACACGACAACAAGAAUUUCUUCUCGGACAUAACAAUAAUAUUUCAAGUGUAGCUAUAUCAAAUAAUGGAAAAUAUAUUGCUUCAGGUCAAGCAACAUAUAUGGGUUUUAAGGCUGAUAUUAUUAUUUGGGAUUAUGCUACUCGUGAACCAUAUGCACGACUCGUUUUACACAAAGUCAAAAUUGAAGAUCUUGUAUUUACUUGCUCAGAUAGAUUCUUAAUAUCCUUAGGUGGUCAAGAUGAUGGAGCUAUUAUCGUAUGGAAUAUUGAAACUAAAGAACCAGUAUGUGGUAGUGCAGCUCAACAUAAAAGUGCUGGUAUUACAUAUUGUUUAGCUGCAU
This is a messenger RNA of Adineta steineri, 508 nucleotides long. The record is from the annotation of a GenBank genome assembly. Lineage: Eukaryota; Metazoa; Rotifera; Eurotatoria; Adinetida; Adinetidae.